Molecule: messenger RNA, 1394 nt
Organism: Tripterygium wilfordii
Lineage: Eukaryota; Viridiplantae; Streptophyta; Magnoliopsida; Celastrales; Celastraceae
Product: myb family transcription factor MOF1-like
Exons: 6
Coding region: 307-1206 (299 amino acids)
Molecular function (GO): DNA-binding transcription factor activity; DNA binding
Source: RefSeq, a predicted model, not a curated record
AUUUAUUUAUUUAUUUGUUUUUGUUCUUUCUCUCUCUCCACCAGCAAAAAGAAGCAGCAGCUCUGCAGCAGGAGACAGGGAGGAGGGUAUUAUCAGAGGAAUUUACAGCUUCUUUCGUCUCUUCACUUUCCUCGUGAUCUUUAUUUUUCAUUCUCUUUCUUCUCUAUUUGUCUCGUUCUCUUUUCUCUCUGAUACUGCUUUAGUAUACCAAGACAUCUCCAACAAUAUUAAAAGAAAUUCCCAAACAGACCCAUAUAACCCAUAUAUAUAAGGUUGUGGACUUUGUAGUGUUUGAAGAUUAAAAAAAUGGGUAGUUGUGGGAGGAGUAGUGGGUCUGUAAGGCAGUAUGUGAGAUCAGAACUUCCUCGAUUGAGAUGGACUCCUGAGCUUCACCGUUGUUUUGUUCAUGCCAUUGAAAGGCUUGGUGGUCAAGACAAGGCCACACCAAAACUUGUUCUACAGUUGAUGGAUGUGAAAGGACUCACCAUUUCACAUGUUAAGAGCCAUCUCCAGAUGUAUAGAAGCAUGAGGAGUGAUUUGGGGAGGCAAGAUAAAAGUUUCAAUAAACAAAGAAAGCAAGAAGCUUUAGAGGGCCAUGAUGGUUGUCUAGAUCAUGAAGUAAAUGACAUGGGAUUAUGUCAAUCAGCUUCAAAAUCCAUACAAGAAGAAUCAGAUUCUCCGCAGCUUCUCUAUAGUCCAUAUCAUCAUCGCCAUCUCCCGUUAAAAAGGCCAAGAAUCGAUGACACCAGGAGGAGUCGUCAGAACCUGCAAUGCAGCAAAGAAAGUGUAUGUGAAACGCUUGAUUAUCUGCAGCAGUCCCUGAGAAGAGAAACAGUAAACAAUGGACGGUUCAGAUCAGAUCAUGAGCAAACCACAUAUCCUCCGCAGCCGCACGAUCUUAAUUACAACUCUUCCAAAUAUUCUGUUGAAUUAGAAGAGUCUGAUUUCAUUAAGAUUGCAGAGCGGGAUGACCAUACGUACAAAUCAAAGGCAACGUGCACACCUAAGAAUACUGUGAUUGGACGUGCUAAAGAAGACGAAGGAAAUGAGGGUUGCGAGUUGUCUCUGUCCCUCUCACUCCGCCAUCCUUUUUCCUCCCAGAGAAGUAAUGUCUCCUCCACAAGCGACAUCAGCGAGGCCUUUUCGUGUUCUUCAGGACGACAUAGUGUUAACCUAGAUCUAUCUAUUGCUCUUUGUGGUACCUAAUGUCUCAAAAAACAUAUGAGUUAAACCAUCCUGUCUUGUUAAUGAUUCUUUUUUGCUCUUUGCUAAAUUAUUCACUCUCUUUCUUGUAAUCCGUCUUGUUAUAAUUCUUUUUCUAAUUAGCAACCUUUUCCAUUCUUAAUCUGCCUUGCAACAUUUUGUAGUGUUAUUGAAUGCCAUUACUUGGUGUC